UACUACUUUUGGAAAGAAAAUCAAAUAUAUACUAGAAUAUACAAUCAUAGUUUUAUAGAACAAGUUGAACAAUUAUUAUUUUAUUCCCAUAAAAAUAACAGAGGAUGGACCUGAGUUCCUUUCUCAGUCUGCUUUAGUAAUUUGUCAUGAUUUCUUCACUCUCGUUAUUUCCUCAAGACAAAGAUCUAUUGAAAAUAUCCUCUCUACGCAUUAUCCUCACCAUAAACCCCAGUUGCGGGGAUGUAUAGAUAACGGUCAUCUAUUUGCUUUGGAUCCAUAAAUAAUAGUGGGGGUUGGGCCAAGUACAGUCAUAAAGUAGGGACUUUCUCAGCUGUCUCUGCUUCUUCAACCAAUCACGUCCAGCUCAGAGCCUCUAUCACUUCAGCCUAUCAACAUCUCUCUCGACAUGGAUCUCUCUGUUCUCUUCUUCCUCCUCCUCGCCGCCGUGGCCACUACCGUCAACGCUACCGACCACAUCGUCGGAGCUAACAAAGGCUGGAACCCGGGCAUCAACUAUACCCUUUGGGCCAACAACCAAACCUUUUAUGCUGGUGACUACAUCUCGUUUAGGUACCAGAAGUCGCAGUACAAUGUGUUUUUAGUGAAUCAGACUGGAUAUGAUAACUGCACAAUAGAUGGUGCAUUAGGGAAUUGGACCAGCGGAAAGGACUUCAUUAUGCUGAACAAUACCCAGAGGUAUUACUUCAUUUGUGGAACCGGCGGUUGCCUUAACGGCAUGAAAGUUUCGGUGGUGGUUCAUCCUCUUGCGUCUCCUCCGAUGUUAGCCGUACCCGCUGAGCAUUCCUCUAAAAAAUCUUCUGCUCCGUCGGCGCGUGGUUUUGUGUCACUAGUGGCAACGAGCUUCGCCUUUUUUGGAUUGACAUUAUGCAGUUCAGUUUGGAUGUAGCAAGUUUUGAGCCUUUCUGUUUGAGAUUGUUCGCUCCAUUGGAUUCUGAAACUACCACAACCAUAAAGUAUCAAGUGUGUAUCUGCCAUUUUGAUUAUUUUUAAUUAUGUCAAUUAUUUUUUCUUAA
Solanum pennellii is the source of this 1034-nucleotide messenger RNA. Its product is annotated as lamin-like protein. The transcript is spliced from 2 exons. Gene Ontology annotation, molecular function: electron transfer activity. Bases 407 to 907 code for a protein of 166 amino acids. Gene Ontology annotation, cellular component: plasma membrane. NCBI's taxonomy places the organism in Eukaryota, Viridiplantae, Streptophyta, Magnoliopsida, Solanales, Solanaceae. The record is from RefSeq and is a predicted model, not a curated record.